Molecule: messenger RNA, 801 nt
Organism: Calidris pugnax (ruff)
Lineage: Eukaryota; Metazoa; Chordata; Aves; Charadriiformes; Scolopacidae
Gene: REC114
Product: REC114 meiotic recombination protein
Exons: 7
Coding region: 1-801 (266 amino acids)
Source: RefSeq, a predicted model, not a curated record
AUGGCGGGCAGCGCUCCUAGCUCCGGGCCGGGACAGGCCUUGGCGCCGGGCGGCUCCGGCGAUACCUCCCUCCUCGGCAGCGCCACGACGUGGCCCUUGCAGCGCUACGGCCGCUUCCUACCCCCGACGGAUGGAGACAGUGAAGGGCAAAACACCUCCUCCUGGAAGGUUUUUGAGUCAAAUGAAGAAUCAGGCCAUCUUAUUCUUACCAUUGUUGUAUCUGGCCAUUUCUUUAUUUCCCAAGGACGAACAGUACUGGAAGGCUUUUCAUUAAUUGAUUCCCACAAGUGGUUAAAGAUAGUAAGAAGAGCAGACUGCCUCCUGCUUCGUGCGCAGUCAAAGAAUGAAUGCCGCAUGUUCCGCGUGCAGUUUGGUGGGGACUCCAAAGCCCAGAUGCUGGAUCACUGCUGCCGCUGCGCGCAGAAACUCGCCGAGUACCUCCCGGUUGAAGUAACAGAUGAACAAAGCCAGAAGCUCUACCCCAGUCUCCUUCAGCCACCCAACAGCCAAACUCAGCCAGAUGAGCCUCUACCAGAUUCCUGCACAAGCCUUGGAGAGAGAAGAUCUGUAACACAGCUAGCACAGUCUGUGCUGAGGAAUAAGCCCGAGCUCCUCCUGGUGUCGCGGCACCCGGCCUGGCCGGCGCAGGAGCUGGGGCCCUUCAUCCGCCUCUGCCUCCUGGACCAGGAUUUCCCAGCUUUUGUGGAAGAUGUGGAGAAGGAACUGAAAAAACUCACCCAAGCUACAGGAAGUAAAAAAUGGCGCAUGCGUGAAACCGACUUCACUACUUCUAAUCUUUAA